Molecule: messenger RNA, 317 nt
Organism: Paralichthys olivaceus (Japanese flounder)
Lineage: Eukaryota; Metazoa; Chordata; Actinopteri; Pleuronectiformes; Paralichthyidae
Source: RefSeq, a predicted model, not a curated record
AGACAGGAGGUUCAAGAAAACUGCGUUCGCUGGAGGAAGAGGUUCACGUUUGUGUCCAAAAUGAGCGCCAACCCCCACACCGGAGUCCUGGACCCGUCUGUGUGCAGAGUGUCAGUCAGGAAGGAACUCAAAGGAGGAAAAGCAUAUACGAAGCUGGGCUUCACAGACCUCAACAUGGCGGAGUUUGCUGGCUCUGGCUCCACCGUGCGCUGCUGUCUGCUGGAGGGAUACGACACCAAGAACACGCGGCAGGACAACUCCAUACUGAAGGUGAUCAUCGGGAUGACCCUCCUGUCUGGAGAUCCGUGUUUCAAAAC